This is a messenger RNA of Capsicum annuum, 588 nucleotides long. RefSeq lists its product as uncharacterized. Lineage: Eukaryota; Viridiplantae; Streptophyta; Magnoliopsida; Solanales; Solanaceae. The coding region runs from base 1 to 588 and encodes 195 amino acids. The record is from RefSeq and is a predicted model, not a curated record. The transcript has a single exon.
AUGGCAUCCAUCAGCUUUUUGGGUGCAGGCCCUUCUAUGUUUACUAGAGAAAAUUAUCAUAUAUGGGAAAUAAAGAUGAAUGCUUAUCUCAAAGCUCUUAGUCUAUGGGAAGCAGUUGAAAGUGAAAAUUAUUCCUCUCCACUUGGUCCAAAUCCAACUGUCACACAAAUGAAGAAUUAUGAAGAUGCUAAGUCUAAGAAACCAAAGACUCUCGCUUGUCUUCAUUCAACAUUUUUAGAUGUGAUUUUUACAAGAAUAAUGGUUUGUGAAACACCUAAAGAAGUAUGGGAGAAGAUAAAAGAGGAGUUCGAUGAAAGUGAUAGAGUGAGAACUGUCAAGCUCUUAACUCUCAAAAGAGAAUUUGAGAUGUUAAGAAUGAAAGAAGGAGAUACUGUGAAAGAGUACUCUGCCGAACUUCUAAAAAUUGUAAGCAAGAUAAGAUUAUUUGGUGAAACUUUUCCAUAUUCAAAAGUGGUGGAGAAGAUGAUGAUAAGCUUACCGGCAAGGUUUGAGUCUAAGAUUCUAGCAAUAGAUUUGAAGACUUUAUCCAUCGCAGAACUGAUUCGCAAGUUGCAAGCCCAAGAAUAA